GCCUUCCCAACACCAAUGAGCUCCCCCUCCCAAACCCCUAAUCCGUCCCCUACCCAGUCCCCCUCCCAGUCCCGGACCAACCACAACGGCAGCCCUGCCAACCAGCAGCCCUACUCCAGCUCCGGUGGCUCAGCCCCUUCCCCAUCCCCCACCCGGUCCUCCUCCCGCGCCCCCUCUCACCCUCCCACCCCCACUGUCUCGCAGCCCCCCUCCCGGGCUCCCUCCCUGAACCCCAGCCCUCACUCCCAACACGUGUCUCGAGCAUCUCCCCAAAACGCCACCCCACCCCCCUCCAAGUCUCCCUCCCAAUCUGGCCUGAAGCCUUCCUCCCGAAACUCCUCCCAGACUCCCCCUGGGCACUCCUCCAGGUCGCCCUCCUUCAGCCCCGUCGGCUCAGGCUCCUACAUCGGGUCCACUUCGGGUAUCCCGACCCAAAUCACCCCCUACGUGCCCCGCUUCCUGAGGGAGCCCCCCUUCUUCCAGCCCCCCACGUCUCCAUUGCCCCUGUGCCCGACCCCCCAGUACGAGCCCCCCCCAUCCCCCCAGCGCCCCCCGCCCCCAGAGUCCCUCUACUUCCCCCUCCUCCCGCCCCCGCCCCACUACCCCAACGCCACCUGCAACUUCCGGACGCCUCCCAACCUGUUCACGCCCCCGUGCUCGCUCACCUACAAGCUGCCCACCGAGGUGCUGGUGGGCGCGAGGCCGCCGGUGGUGCCCUCGGUGCUGCCCGCCACCUUCUACACGCCCUUCUCCCGCUACUACUCGCAGCCGCGCUUCUACUACCGCUCCCUGCCCCGCCGCCGCUCGGGCGGCUACCCCGCCAUGCAGUAUGAGAGCCUGAACCGCUCCGUCCGCUUCCUCUCCAAAUAGGCCGC
Molecule: messenger RNA, 875 nt
Organism: Eptesicus fuscus (big brown bat)
Lineage: Eukaryota; Metazoa; Chordata; Mammalia; Chiroptera; Vespertilionidae
Exons: 1
Coding region: 16-870 (284 amino acids)
Source: RefSeq, a predicted model, not a curated record